UCUGUAAACUAGGCAGUGUUAGGUCUUUGGAAAUUAAAGCUGAAGGAUCCCUACUGAGAUCAGUGGAAGCGAUUGUGCGAUUCCGUUCGGUGUUAUUAGUUGUACUGUUUUGUUUCAGUCGGACUACUGGAAAUAAACUAAGCUCGCGCAGAAUUCUGGGAGUUGUAGUUUUUCCAUCUCGGAUUGUUACGGGUGACUGCGGGCCCAAUUCGCCAGCGAUCCUACUAUUUCGCGUAUGUUGUAGAACGGACGCUGGAGUCAAGCAGGAUACGUCUUCAGCUCUCGGGAAGAUUAAGCCAUUGAACGAGUAAACUACCCGUCACGUGGUGGCAGCAUGGCGUGUUUCGCAGAUUUAAAUAUCGUCAAUCUGGGUGAUAGAAAACGAAUGCAAACUAUAAUAGAAACUGCGGCGCAUCUUGGUUACUCGACAGUUGCAAUUAAUCACGUGGUUGACUUUCAACAGAAAGGGCAGGAAAUUACAAAUCCAGUAUCCAUUACAGAGCUUUUUCCAUCUCCACCUAUUGUGCAGGGAAAAUCGAAACCAAUUAAAAUUCUGACCAGACUUACUUUGAUUGCGUCUGAUGUUUCACAUUACAAUCAAUUGAGAACUGCUUACCCUCAGACGACGCCAUAUGACAUUAUAGCUGUGGAACCCAAAACAGAAAAGUUGUUUCAUGUGGCUUGUAUGACUUUAGACGUUGACCUAAUUUGUAUUCAAGGAACAGCAAAGCUACCAUUCCGUAUUACCCGGCCUCCUGUGAACGGGGCUAUUGCAAGAGGAAUCCAUUUUGAAAUAACAUAUUUUCCUGCUAUUAAUGAUUCCACACUAAGAAGAUACACCAUUUCAAAUGGAAUCUGCCUGAUAAACGUAUGCAAAGGAAAGAACAUAAUUGUGUCAAGUGCAACUGAAGAGUUCUUGGGACUGAGAGGACCAUAUGAUAUUUCUAACUUUGGAAUGCUUUUUGGCCUAUCUGAAGGAGAUGCCAAAGCUGCCGUAUCAACAAACUGCAGAGCUGUCCUUCUGCAUGGAGAAACCAGGAAAACUGCAUUAGGUGUGAUCUACACCGCAAGAAAAGUUACAGCAACUGAAGAGAGAGAAGAAGGAAGACCUUGUUCCAAGAAAGCCAAGACUGAAAGUAACCGAUGAUAGGAUGAAAACCUUGUUAUUACCCAAAUUUUAUUUACUUUAUAAAUAUGAAAGUAUGUCCAUAGUUUUUUGAAUAGUGAUCUAACAACAUUGUGCUGUUGUAGUAACUUUUUAAAUUAACAUUAAAUAUUUCAGUCAUCAAAAAUGAACUUCAAAGUUCAUAAUUAAGUUCUAUAACCAGUUAGAUGCAGUGUUAAUUCAAAAUACUAUUCUGUCAGUUCUGAAUUCCAAGCUGUGAGAAAUUCAAAGAUGGAACAAACAAGACAGGGAAAAUAGUGAAUAAAUCUUUUAAUAAGGACCACAUUUUGGUGUGGUUUCUUCCUGUCCAUUUCUAAGGCAAUAAUAUGUUCCUAUAUAUAUCAUUCAUCCAAAAAGAAACUGUUCCAUGGAUGGAUGGAUCACGAAAAGGGUGGGAGGUAGAGUCUGGAGAUGCUUUUGUCCCCUUUCCCCUUUCCUUAAAACCACUUGGAGUCAUUGACCCAAAGUUGCUCUCAAAGGUACUUUCUCAUUCUUUGUACUGAAAUACUUGUCCAUAGCAUAAAGAAUUAUCUGGAUGUGUGUGGCAAGUUUUGAAUACUCCAUUUGUUCAAUAGCUAGGUCCAAGUUUUGCUCUACAAGUCCUAUUCAGCAUAUCCAGCAUUUACAUUACAGGCAAUUCAUUGGAUGCAGACCAGAUUUUUAUGCCAAAGUUUAUUAUUGUAAAGACAGCGUAUUCAUACAAAAGCAGCUCUGAGUCUUCAUGCUCUCAAAGUAAGGUCAAAUCUGGUCUUGCUGUUGGGGGAGCAAUGUAUGAUAGUAUCGUCAGCCAAGUCACUGGAAUGGAAUGCUGUCAAUGGUUUCCAUGUUAUAAACAGAAUGCAUCAGCUACUGGAAAUGAUGCAAACUAGAUUUGUCAUGAUGGUGCCAUAAAUGGAAGGCUGUAACUGUCACAAAAACAUACAUUCUCUCUAAGCCUUUCAAUAUUCGAUAGGUUUCAAUGAGACCCCCCCCCCCCCCACUCCAGUGAGUAUAGUCCAAGAGCAAUCAAACACUCCUCAGACAUUAAUCCUUUCAUUCAGGAAUAAUUCUAGUUAACCUCCUGUGGACCCACAUGGACCCUAAACUGCACACGAUACUCCCAAGUGAAGCCUGAUAAAGCCUCAGCAUUACAUCCUUGUUCUUGUACUCUAGUCCUUUCGAAGUUAAUGCUAACAUUGCAUUUGCCUUUCUUACCACUGAUUCACCUGCAAAUUAAUCUUGCACAAGGACUCCAAGUCCCUUUGUACCUCUGAUUUGAUUAUUAUUUUUUAAAUUUUCCCCAUUUAGAAAAUAGUCUACACCUUUAUUUUUUUCUACCGAAGUAUAUGACCACACACCUUGCUACGCUAUAUUUCAUCUGCCACUUCUUUGCCCAUUCACCUAAUCUAAGUCCUGUAGACUCCCUGCUUCCUCAACCAUACCUGCCCCUCCACCUAUCUUUGUAUUGUCUAAAAAUUUGGUCGCAAAGCUGUCAAUUCUGUUAUCCAAAUCCCUGACACAUAAUGUGAAAAGAAGCGGUCCCAAUACUGGCCCCUGUGAAACACCACUAGUCACCAGCAGCCAAUCAGAACGGGCUCCCUCUAUUCCCACUCUUUGCCUCCUGCCAGUCAACCAAUCUUCUAUCCAAGCUCGAAUAUUUUCUGUAAUAGCAUAGGCUCUUAUCUUGUUAAACAGCCUCAUGUGUGGCACCAUGUCAGUGGCCUAAAAAUCCACUCACUCUCCUUUAUCUACCCUGCCUGUUAUUUCCCCAAAGCAUUCCAACACAUCUUCUCAGGCAAGAUUUCCUCUUAAGGAAACCAUGCUAACUUUGGCCUACUUGAUCAUGCGCCUCCGUGUACCUUGAUCCUUAAUCCAAUAUCUUUCAAUAUCAAUAUCUUGCUUCCAAUAUCUUUCCAAGCACUGAGGUCAGACUAACUGACCUAUAAUUUCCUUUCUUCUGCCUCCCUUAAAGACUGUAGUGACAUUUGCAAUUUUCCACUCCUCCGGAACCAUUCCAGAAUCUUUUGUUUCCUGAAUGAUCAUUACUAAUGCCUGCACAAUCUAAGGUGGAGUCCGUCUGGUCCAGGUGACUUAUUGACCUUCAGACAUUUCAGCUUCCCAAGCACUUUCUUCUUGGUUAUAGCAGCUACGCACCCUUGAGACCCCUGACACACUCAAAUUUCUGGCAUACUGCUGGUCCCUUCCACAGUGAAGACUGAUGCAAAAUACUUAGUAAGGUCAUCCACCAUUUCUUUGUUCCCUAUUACUACCUCUCCAACAUCAUUUUCUAAAGGUCCGAUAGCCACUCUCGUCUCUCUUUUAAAUCUUUAUAUAUCUGAAAAAAACUUUCUUAUAUUAUUGGCUAGCUUGCCUUAAUAUUUCAUCUCUUCUCUCUUAAUGGCUCUUUUAGUUGCUUUUUAAAAGCAUUUCUAUCGUCUAGCUUCCCACUAAUUUUUUGCUAUUUUUAUGCCUUCACAUUAACUUUUAUCCUAUCUUUGACUUCCCUUGUCAACCAUGGUUGCCUCAUCCUCUGUUGACAAUACUACUUCAUCUUUGGGAUACAUCUUUCCUGUGCCUUCCAAAUUGCACAGAAACUCCAGCCAUUGCUGUUCUAUCGUCAUCCCUGGUAGUGACUCCUUCCAGUCAAUUUUGGCCAGAUACUUUUCGUGCUUCUAUAAUUUCCUUACAUCUGACUUUUUCCUUCUUAUUCUCAAAUUGCAGGGUGAAUUCCAUUACAUUAUGAUCACUGCCUCCUAAGGGUUCCUUUACUUUAAUCUCCCUAAUCAAAUCUGGUUCAUUACACAAUCCAGAAUUGCCUUUUUCUUGAUGGGUUCAACCACAAGCUGCUCUAAAAAGCCGUCUUAUGGACAUUCUACAAUUCCCUCUCUUGGGAUCCAGCAUCAACCUGAUUUUCCCAAUCUACCUGCAUAUUGAAAGCCUCCAUCACUAUCACAAUAUUGACCUUAUUACAUGCCUUUUUUUUAAUCUCACAUUGAAAUUUAUAUCCCACCUCCUGCCUACUGUUUGGGCCCUCUAUGUAACUCCCAUCAGGGUCUUUUUAUACUUGCAGUUCUUAACUCUACAGUACUUACAAGGAUUCUACAUCUCCUGAUCCUAUGUCACCUCUUUCUAAAGAUUUGAUUUCAUUUUUUUUUUAACCAACACCCACCUGACCCCCUCUGCUUACCUGCCUGUUCUUUGGAUUCAAGAUGUAUCCUUGGAUGGUAAGCUCUGAACUUCUUUCAGGCAGAAUGAAGUGAUGCCACAUCAUAUCUGCCUAUCUAGCUGUGCUACAAGAUCACCUACCUUAUUCAGUAUACUGGGUGCAUUCAAAUAUAACAUUCAAUUCAACACUGUAUUCAUCAUCUUUUUCAAUUUUGCCUGGAUGUUGCACAUCAAUUCAUCCCACUGACUGCAAUUUUUGCCCUAUCAUCUACUGUUCUUCCUCAGAAGGCCAAAUGUAAUCAAUUUACAGAGGGCAGAAAAAGUGCAUUUUCCAAUAGUAUGGUGAGGGACCAGAAAUAGGUGUUAAAGAUGAACACUGCUGGGGUGCUGGUGGAGUAAUAUGUAACCUUUCAUGGGGCUAGAAAGCAAAAACAAAGAUUGAAGCACUCAGAACGUUACCAAUAACAACUUGGAAAAGUGCCAUCACCCGGAAAAAGAAUUAAGUUAGGAAAAUGAAUGCAAUAUUAAAAGUAAUAUUCUAGUUAGGUGUAGGAAUUGGCAGACACAAGUAAAAAGUCCAUCACUUGAGACGACCUUGACAGCACCUUUCACGUAAAGGAAAUAAGUUAUGGCUUAGAGGAAUUAGUGUUGGUGACUCUCGGCACUAAUUCAAUUUUUCAGUUUGAUCACAUUUCUGUUUGUGGCUUCUAUAAUGAUUAUUUACAUAAUUAUUUGGAUUUUUGCUCAGUCACACGCUUAUUUGAUAGUUACAGCCUUGUACUACAUGAUUAAUUAGUUAUUUGAAUUA
Mobula hypostoma (lesser devil ray) is the source of this 5117-nucleotide messenger RNA. It is a transcript of the gene rpp30, whose product is annotated as ribonuclease P/MRP 30 subunit. The record is from RefSeq and is a predicted model, not a curated record. Gene Ontology annotation, molecular function: RNA binding. Gene Ontology annotation, biological process: tRNA processing. The transcript is spliced from 11 exons. Gene Ontology annotation, cellular component: nucleolar ribonuclease P complex. NCBI's taxonomy places the organism in Eukaryota, Metazoa, Chordata, Chondrichthyes, Myliobatiformes, Myliobatidae. Bases 335 to 1147 code for a protein of 270 amino acids.